AUGUCCCUCCUCAAGGAUCUCAUGGACCCUGCGCAUCACCGCUUCCGCAGGCGGUCCCGUGGCGCUGAACACCUGGAUUACGAGAACGCUGAGGCUACCGUAGAGCCACAGCGCCAGCUUGCAGCCCUUGUCAGGGAUGCCACAGGCAAGAUCGCCCAGCACAUGGGGGAGGUUGUCCAAGCCCAUUCAACCCUUAUGCAGGGGCUUCAACGGUAUUUCGGCCUGGAUGUCAGCGGUGUAGACACCUCCGCCAUGGCUCUCAUGCAAGAAUGUGCAAGUGUCACCGAGUCCUUCGAGCAGCACCUGAAGAAGGCCGGCUUUGCAGACGUGAUGAACAGUUGUGAUGAGGUCCUCCGGGAGUGCAAUGCUGUGGCCAGCCUGCUGCAUGACCGCGACGAGGCGCUCUCUGAGCGGCAGCACUACGAGGAGAAGGUCGCCACCCUGAACAGCGUAUCCAGGGGCGUGAUCACAGAGCAGAUUGCCCGCAACCGCGAGAAGCUCGAGCGCGCAAAAGAAGCUCACCAGGUGAAGGAAGAGGAUCUUACCACAGCUUUGCAAGUCUUCAUCUACCGAAGGCCUGUACACUUCCGGCAGACUUUGCUAGCCCUCUUCCGGCAGCAUAUUGGCGUGCUGGCUUUGGUAGGCUCCAAGGCUCAGGAGGCCAUGAAAGCUGUCAACAGCGAGCUGCAAGUUGGAGUCCGCGCCCGCGUGGUUGGCCUGCAGAAGGCUGUGGAUCUGAAUGAGCUGGUGGUGACCGUCCAGGCAGAGGAGAGUACCGGCCGCCGCUUUGUGGAGCUUCCCAACGGUCAGCAGAAGUCUGUUCGCGUGGAGAAUCUGUGCCCUCAGCCGGCUUUGGGGGACAAGGACAAGCAUGAAGCGACCAGUGUGACCCAAAGCGAGAAACCAGUUGAGAAGGCCACGGAGCCUCUACAACCUGCUGGUCCUCAGAGAUUGAGGUUGGAUCCUGCUCGCAUUCCCUGCAACGGGGCCGAAGUGGUGGUGGAGGCAAAGGACUUGGCAGGAGCCAUCAGUGAGGUCUCAGUGGAUGGAAACAGCUGCGAGGUCUUGGAGGAUCUGUCCAGGGGAGGUUCCUCAGCAGUCCGCGUGCGAGUCCCCGCCAGCCGAAACAGAGCAGGGGGAGUAGCAGAGGUGGAAGUGCGUUCAGCGGAGUGGGCACGCCACAUCGUCCGCGAGGAGGCAGCUAGCUACUUCCCCUUGAUCACCUUUGCCACCUGCAGCCCAAACGUAGCACUCACUGCGCAGGCUAGGGAGACAGACUACUUAGACGUGGCUACGCGGCAGAGAGGCUUGAUCAGUGCCGUUGCUUUGACCAGUGAGCUCUCUCCAGUUCAUGGGGACCGCUAUUUCUUCCAAGUAAAGGUCGAGGCCUUGGCUGAGAAGCGCUCAAACAAGACCCUGGCUCUUGGUUUCGUCUGGCCGCUGCCCCACGCACUUCUGCUGGACUCGGACGAGGCGCCGCAGAUGAGGCGGCGGGCAUCGCACUGGACAUCAGAUGGACACAUGCCCGAGCUUGCCUACCAACUACCUAGGUCCUUUGUGGUAGGUGGAGAUCCGCCCAAGGCUUACAUGGGGGGCAAGGAACUGGCAAAGAUCACCUGGCGGCCGUUGCUGGAAUGCACAGUUGGCACGGUCCUAGGUUUGGUCCUGGACGUGGGCCCCAGCACCCUGAGCCUCACUGUCUACCAGGACGGCGAGGAGAAGUGCAAAGUGGAGGGCCCCCUGAAUGAGGAUUGGAGAUGGCCUAGCCUGGGUGCGCCCAACGGCGUUGUGGAUGUUUGUGGGGCCGUCUCCAGCAUCUCGCUCUGCCAGGGGGCUCAGCCUCCCGAUCCGCCACUGGCGGUGACUGCAGGCGAAGACGAGGCAGAAGAAAGCAAGAAAAGAUCGCAAAUUCCUGUGCAU
Symbiodinium pilosum is the source of this 1920-nucleotide messenger RNA. The record is from the annotation of a GenBank genome assembly. NCBI's taxonomy places the organism in Eukaryota, Dinophyceae, Suessiales, Symbiodiniaceae.